This is a messenger RNA of Gossypium raimondii (Peruvian cotton), 2254 nucleotides long. RefSeq names its product acyl-coenzyme A oxidase 3, peroxisomal. Gene Ontology annotation, molecular function: FAD binding; acyl-CoA oxidase activity; fatty acid binding. Gene Ontology annotation, cellular component: peroxisome. Lineage: Eukaryota; Viridiplantae; Streptophyta; Magnoliopsida; Malvales; Malvaceae. The record is from RefSeq and is a predicted model, not a curated record. Bases 96 to 2126 code for a protein of 676 amino acids. The transcript has 13 exons. Gene Ontology annotation, biological process: lipid homeostasis; fatty acid beta-oxidation using acyl-CoA oxidase.
AUACUAAACGCAACCACCACCAUCAUCAGUAUUCCUCUUUUGAACAAACAAAUAAAGGCAGGCAAAAAAAAAAAAAAAAACCCCGUUAUUCUGCAAUGGAUCGAGCAUUUCAGAGAACCAAAGUCCUAACCGGUCACCUCCUCCAAUCACCUCCUACUUCGUCCUUUCAAACCCCUUCUCUUUCUUCAAACGCCUGUUUGAACUACUCUCCGCCCGAACUUUCCGAAAAAUACGCAUUCGACAUCAGCGAUAUGCGGAAGCUAAUGGACGGGCACGACCUGGAGGAGCGGGAUCGGCUGUUUGGGAUGAUCACGCAGAGCAAGGUGUUCAAUCCCAGAGUGAGGGGAGGGAAGGUGUUUGUGUCGCCGGACUAUAACCAGUCCAUGGAGCAGCAGCGGGAGAUGACGUGGAAACGCAUCGAGUAUUUGUUCGAGAGGGGAGUGUUCCAAGGGUGGUUAACGGGGGAAGGAGAAGAAGUUGAGAUGAGAAGGUUCGCUUGCUUUGAGGUUUUGGGUCUCUUCGAUCAUUCCAUCUCCAUUAAGCUUGGAGUUCACUUCUUCUUGUGGGGUGGUGCCAUCCAAUUUUUUGGUACAAAGCACCACCAUGACAAGUGGCUGAGGGACACUGAAAAUUACUUGAUCAAAGGUUGCUUUGCAAUGACUGAGUUGGGGCAUGGAAGUAAUGUUCGCGGCAUUGAAACAAUAACAACAUAUGACUCAAACACAGGGGAGUUUGUCAUUAAUACUCCUUGUGAAUCAGCACAAAAGUAUUGGAUUGGCGGAGCAGCCAACCAUGCAACACACACAAUUGUUUUUUCACAGCUCAAUAUCAAUGGAACCAAUCAAGGGGUUCAUGCACUUAUAGCCCAGAUCAGGGAUGCUGAUGGUAAUGUAUGUCCAAACAUUCGCAUUGCUGACUGUGGUCAUAAAAUUGGUUUAAAUGGUGUUGAUAACGGUAGAAUCUGGUUUGACAAUGUUCGAGUGCCGAGAGAGAACUUAUUAAAUUCAGUUGCUGAUGUUUCACCUGAUGGAAAAUAUCUAAGUGCUAUAAAAGACCCAGAUCAGAGAUUUGCUGCAUUCCUGGCCCCUCUAACAGCAGGCCGUGUUAAUAUUGCAGUUAAUGCAGUUUACCAGUCAAAGGUUGGUUUAGCUAUUGCCAUUAGAUAUGCUCUAACAAGGCGGGCUUUUUCUCUUAAACCAAAGGAACCUGAGGUCUUAUUGCUUGAUUACCCAAGUCAUCAACGACGACUCUUGCCUCUCCUUGCAAAGACGUAUGCUAUGAGUUUUGGAGCAAAUUACUUGAAAAUGCUGUAUGUGAAGAGGACACCCCAGUCAAACAAAAUCAUUCAUGUAGUUUCAAGUUCAUUCAAGGCUACUUUUACAUGGAGUAACAUGCAAAUACUUCAGGAAUGUCGCGAAGCUUGUGGAGGACAAGGACUAAAGACAGAGAAUCGUGUUGGUCAUCUAAAAGCUGAACAUGAUGUGCAAUCCACUUUUGAGGGGGACAAUAAUAUUUUAAUGCAGCAGGUCAGCAAAGCUCUGUUUGCUGAAUACAUGGCAGCUCAGAAGCCAAACAAGGCUUUCAAGGGUCUGGGUUUAGAACACAUGAAUAAGCCCUGCCCUGUCAUUCCAUCACAGCUUACUACGACUACCCUCAGAUGCAGCCAAUUCCAGAUGGAUGUCUUGUGCUUAAGGGAGAGAGAUCUUUUGAAUCGGUUUGUUGCGGAAGUCUCACAGUGUCAAGCCAAGGGAGAAAGUAAAGAGCACGCGUUCAUUAUGAGUUAUCAGCUAGCAGAGGACUUGGGAAAAGCUUUUUCAGAUCGAGCAAUAUUACAAACAUUUGUUGAGGCAGAAGCAACUCUAGCUGCUUGUUCAUUGAAGGAUGUGCUGGGUAUGCUGAGAUCAUUGUAUGCCUUGAAUUGUCUGGAAGAUGGUGCGUAUCUCCGAUAUGGGUACCUGUCAGUUGAGAAUGCUGCUACAGUGAGGAGAGAAAUAACAAAAAUAUGCAGUGAACUUCGACCGCAUGCACUUGCUUUGGUCAGUUCCUUUGGCAUUCCUGAUGCUUUCCUUAGCCCUAUUGCUUUUAACUGGAUUGAUGCCAACUCUUGGUCUUCGGCUCAACAUUGAUAGGAUGUUGUUAAUCUACCAACUGCACCUAACCCAAAGCUUUACUCUUUUCUAAGCAGUUUAUACCCCAACAUACUCAUAAAAAUAAAUUCUGUUCAUAUAAUACAUUUAUAUUUGUUAUUUAGGAA